AUGGUUCCACUACCCGAAAAAGAGUAUUCCGCAGAGCCGCAGAUGAUGAAGGAGAAGAGCGCAGGAGAAGAGGCCAGCAGCACCAAAGCGUCAUGGGAGAAGCGCUCCCUCGAAUUUAUUGACUCCUUGAGGAACUUCCCAUGGUUCAAGGAGUAUCAGAACCUCAUGAAAGACUACAAGAACAAAGAAAUCGACUUGGCAAUUUUGGUGGAGAAGAUGGUGGAAUUGUUUAAAGGGCGCCAGGAGUUGAUAGCAGGGUUCAAUAAAUUCUUGCCAGAAACAUGUCAAAUUACCCUACCAGCACCAACGCUACUACCUAGGGUUAGAAUUGUUUGUCAAAAGAGGAAGCGCAGCGAUGAUAGUGCUAGUGAUAGUGAUGGUGGUAUUGACGGUGGAGCUAACGACUCUAAGAUUCGAAAAGUUAUCAGGUGUGAUUACAAGACUGAGGGAAGGUUUCGCGACAAAGAUAAGGAAAGUGACGAAGGUCACCAUGUUUUCUUGGGACACGAAUCCCCAACUCUGUCACCAAGACCUAGGAUUACAGUUCUUUCAAACAAGGCGAAGAACAAUGAUGAUAGUACCACUGAUUGUGAUGACGCUGGAUCUAUAGAUUCUAAACUUCGGAAAGUUAUUGCUUUUGUGAACAAGGUCGAGCAAAGGUUCCGCAACAACAAUGAUGAUGGUGGUGACGAUGAUGAUACUUGUCAAUCCUAUAUAGAGUUUUUCUUGGAUAUGGUCUGCAAAAGGAACAAAUCAUCACCCAAUAGGUCUAUCGAUGCUGAUGAAGAAGAGCUUCAGAUUUACAAGAAGGUUGCAACACUUUUGGAAGGCCACUCGGACUUAAUUGAUGAGUUCACCCAGUUUUUAACUGAAGUGCCUAGAGUCGACUCCAUCAUUGAUUUCCGUAAGUGCAAGACUUGCACUCCAAGCUACCGUCUUUUGCCAAAAAAUUUCCCCAUUCCUGCUUCUACCAAAAGAUCGAAGCUAGCUUCUGAAGUAUUAAAUGAUCGUUGGGUAUGCGUUAACACUAGUCCUAGUACUACUAGUUCUACUUCAAGAGGAGGUGGACGACGCAUAAACGGCAAAUCGCAGCAUGAGCAAGAACUAUUAGACUGGGAAGAAGAAAAGUAUGAACAUGAUAUGUUGGAAGAGUAUGUGAAUUCGGCCGCAAAUAAUAUCGCAACGCUAAUAAAAGAGAUCAAAAACGAGAGUCCGACGGAGAUUUAUCUUGAAGAACAUCUCACGGAGAUGAAUUUGAGGUGCAUUGAGAGAUUGUAUGGUCUGCGAGGGCGUGACAUGGUUGAUUUGUUGAAGAACAAUAUUCAAGCGGUUUUGCCUGUUUUAUUAAGACGGUUGAAGCAAAAGCAGAAAGAACUGAAACGAAAACGGUCUGAUCUAAAACAAGAGUGGGCUCGUUUAUUUCCUGAGUAA
Messenger RNA from Rosa chinensis, 1431 nucleotides. Its product is annotated as paired amphipathic helix protein Sin3-like 3. NCBI's taxonomy places the organism in Eukaryota, Viridiplantae, Streptophyta, Magnoliopsida, Rosales, Rosaceae. Gene Ontology annotation, biological process: negative regulation of transcription by RNA polymerase II. Gene Ontology annotation, cellular component: chromatin; histone deacetylase complex. The record is from RefSeq and is a predicted model, not a curated record. Gene Ontology annotation, molecular function: transcription corepressor activity. Bases 1 to 1431 code for a protein of 476 amino acids. The transcript has a single exon.